Molecule: messenger RNA, 1730 nt
Organism: Erinaceus europaeus (western European hedgehog)
Lineage: Eukaryota; Metazoa; Chordata; Mammalia; Eulipotyphla; Erinaceidae
Gene: ABHD12B
Product: abhydrolase domain containing 12B
Exons: 14
Coding region: 177-1220 (347 amino acids)
Biological process (GO): phosphatidylserine catabolic process; monoacylglycerol catabolic process
Cellular component (GO): endoplasmic reticulum membrane
Molecular function (GO): monoacylglycerol lipase activity; phosphatidylcholine lysophospholipase A1 activity
Source: RefSeq, a predicted model, not a curated record
GGGGCUAAGUCCUCCAGUGGUGAGGUCAGGUCACUGGGAGCCCAGUAGGUGGCGGGGCAGGUGGCGGUCCGCUGGGGAAGAGGCGGGUCGUGGGCUUUGGGGCGGACUUAGCUGCCUCUGGACUUCAGGGUGCAGCUCCCGCAGCCGCAGCGGUGGCGGUAGGGACGCGGGCAGGAAUGGAGGGGGACACCGAGAACUGCGUGGCUUCCUGGUGGGACAUGGUGGUGAGGAACCUGCGAUCUAUUCCACACUCCUGUCCAACACUUGGAAGAAAAAUUGCCGCUCUGUAUGACAGCUUUACUAGUAAAUCAUUAAAAGAACACAUUUUUCCUCCUCUGAUGAACAUGCUUAUCUAUUUUAAUUGGUUCAAAAUACCAUUUGUGGAUUUUAAAAAACCAGAGCUAAAGAUUCCUCAUACAGUGAACUUCUAUAUCAGAUGUGAACCAAAGGUGAUUUUAGGAAUCUGGCACACGGUUCCCAGCUGCAGGGGGGAAGAUGCUAAGGGGAAGGACCGUUGCUGGUAUGAAGCGGCUCUUCACGAUGGCAAUCCAAUAAUUGUUUAUCUUCAUGGCAGUGCACAGCACAGGGCAGCAUCUCAUAGACUUAAGCUAGCAAAGGUGCUGAGUGAUGGUGGCUUUCAUGUCUUGAAUGUUGACUAUAGAGGGUUUGGGGACUCUACUGGUGAUCCCACAGAAGAGGCACUGACUGCAGAUGCUGUUUGUGUCUAUGAGUGGACCAAGGCGAGAAGUGGUGGCACCCCUGUGUGUCUCUGGGGCCAUUCUCUGGGUACAGGAGUUGCAACAAAUGCUGCAAAAGUACUAGAAGAGAAAGGGGCCCCAGCUGAUGCGAUUGUCCUGGAAGCUCCAUUUACCAACAUGUGGAAUACAACUAUCAAUUAUCCCUUGUUUAAGAUUUACCAGAAAUUUCCAGGAUUUUUACUCAUGCUUAUGGAUGCCCUGAAAAAAGACAAAAUAGUCUUCCCUAGUGAUGAAAAUGUUAAAUAUUUGUCUUCUCCCCUGCUCAUGCUACAUGGUGAGGAUGAUAAGACAGUGCCUCUGGAGUUGGGAAAACAGCUCUAUGAAAUUGCACACAAUGCAUAUAGGGUGAAAGAGAGGGUCAAGAUGGUGAUCUUUCCCCCUGGUUUCCGGCACAACCUCCUUUGUAAUAGCCCAGCACUGUUACCAACUGUGAGAGAUUUCCUGAGCAAGCAGUGGGCAUGAGGUCUGAGAGCAGCAGAAAUCUUCAAGGAAGACUUGGCCCCAACACUACUUGUGAUCUAUAUUUUUUGAUGUGAAAUUUUGCUGGACUGCUUGGAUGAGUUGAAAUUGUUGACUUUUUGAUAAGUCACCUGCCAUUUUAGUAAGGGAAAGCAUGGAUGCUAGUGAUUUGGAAUGUUCUAAUUUAGUUUACCAUUGUCUCUACUUCCUGAAAUCUGCUAAAAUCUCACCAUGGAGAGCCAGAACUUAGUAAACUUUGCUUCCCACCAAACAUCCUGGGGGCAUUUGUGGAUGAAGUUUCUUUUACUUUGAUGCGAUACACCAAUUCCAUUUCAGGUUCUACUUCUGUUUUCUUUUCUGAAGAUGUUCUUGGUUUGACCGUAGACUGCAUUCCAAUGGAAUUAAAUACUUUGCAUUUUAAUUUCACUAAGCAGUAUUAAACAGUUACAAGUUGUUUUCUAGCUUUCUAAAUGGUGUUGGGGAAAGUUCUAUCAUUUUAGUCUAUCAUUUAUU